AUGGCUUCCUCAACCGAUGAUCCUCCUCCAUCUUCUUCCCCAUAUCUCCUCCACCCCUCUGAUUCUCCUAGUCUCGUUCUGGUUUCCGGUCUCCUCACAGGUGACAAUUUCCCAAAAUGGCAGCGUGCUAUUCGCCGUGCACUCAACGCUAAACACAAACUCUCUUUCGUUGAUGGUACUCUCCAUGCCCCUGCCAAAACCUCCCCUGAUUAUGCCCAAUGGAGCCGCACCAAAGACAUGGUCUUAACUUGGCUUCUCAACACAAUCACCCCUUCCCUAGCCAAUUCCUUGGACUAUCACGAUGAUCCUCGAGAUGUUUGGCUUGAUCUCGAAUCUCGUUUUAGCCAUGGAAAUAAUGCUCGCCUCUUCCAUCUCAAAAGAGAAAUAUCCAACCUUCAUCAAAACCAACUUUCUAUACCCGAUUACUACAACAAUAUCAAACAGCUUUGGGAUGAGUUGGGAAAUCUCCAACCUCUCACCGAUGCUACUACCUUGGAAAAAAGGGCUGAAGAUGAACGUGUCUUUCAAUUUCUUCUCGGCCUCAAUGAUUCCUACUCUGCUCUUCGGUCCCAAAUCCUUGCCACUGACCCUCUUCCAUCUCUGAAUAAAAUUUUUUCCAUCCUCUUUCAAGAAGAACAACAGAGGCUCCUUCAAGUAUCUCAUCUCCACCCAGAAAAUCUUGCUCUUGCUGCUUGGAGUUCCUCUCAUCCACGGCCACCUCUCAAAUGCACCGAAUGCGGAAAGGAUGGCCACUUACGGAAUCGCUGCUGGCGUAUUAUCGGCUACCCACCGGGCCGUGAACCACGCAACACCCAAAGGCCAUCUCUGCUCGGGAAACCUCCUUCUGCCACCGUCCAUCUCGCUGCUUCCAACCCGGUUCCAAUUGGUCCUUCGUCCAGCCUGAUUCCAGGACUCUCCUCCGAAACCUAUCAACAGCUCAUGAAUCUCUUACAAACCCCUCCAUCGACGGCAAAUUUUGUUGGUAUAUAA
Molecule: messenger RNA, 990 nt
Organism: Juglans regia (Persian walnut)
Lineage: Eukaryota; Viridiplantae; Streptophyta; Magnoliopsida; Fagales; Juglandaceae
Exons: 1
Coding region: 1-990 (329 amino acids)
Molecular function (GO): nucleic acid binding; zinc ion binding
Source: RefSeq, a predicted model, not a curated record